AUGGACUGGACGCCCAUUCCCUUUGCAGAUACGAGACGAUCAAAGGAGGGAAAUCAACAAAUAGUCGCACAAAAGGGAAACGGCCCUUUCUUGAAUCUUACGAAUCAAACAUUCCCCUCUGCCAAUAUCUUACUCAUAUUUGCCUGUGAGAUUCGGAAUUCCAUUGUCGGCCUCCACAGCUUCUGCUUCAUUUGGUCCAGUUGUCAUCCGUCAGCAAUCAUCCCUGCCCCCCAACUAGGUACCUUCACGUACUGUGGUAAUCCUGUCUCCGCCGCCGCGAAGGAACACCCUCGCGAAAAAAGAAAAAAAAGUGACCCAGCCGGAAGACGACUCUCCUCCACUUCGCCCUCCUCCCUAACACUUUUCUAUCUGUCUGUCUACUCCGUACACCUGUCCCCGUCGCAUCGACACUACUACGGGAGAAGCACCACCGAACCGAGCCACCAAUUCCUAACACCUAGGCUCUGGCUGUCUGCCGUCCAUAAUCCUCCGAGCUUCUACCUUACCAACCAGGUCCUGUAUCGACCUGCCCUGCCCACGCAGCAAAACACCUUCCCCUGGCUGGGUUACCUGUACAGCCUCACCCUGAAUUCCACGAACCACCAGAAGCCAUUCUGCCUAUUCCGAAGAGAGAGAGGGGACCCCCUUUUUCGGAUACAUCGACCCCCUUCCCCAACACCUUUAGCGAAUACUUCUUCUUGGCUAUCGCGUUGUAACCAGACGGCUCGUAAACAAUUCGCCGCCUCUUCGUCCUUCAGCGAUCGCAGGCCAGCACGUUCACAUCAUCGACGCCGCUCCUCUGCAUCUGGCGGUCUUGCAGUCAACGUUGACGGCCCAGGCGACCGUGGCUCUCCCCAAUUCCUGGGAGUCCACGGCCAGCAGCCUGGUCUUGCGCCAAUUCCAGUCCGGCCCGUGGUACACCUAUUCGCAUAUGUCUACGUCUUCCAACCCCCCGUAUACCGACAUGCCACCGAUGUGAAUACGGGCACCCCCAACACCGCAAUGUCGCUCUCGCGCAGUCCCUCGCCUAUACCUGGAGGCGGUUGGGCCAGCCCUGGCCUGACCAUCAACACCAGCGGUCGAUCGAGUCCGAGUAGAGGCUUCUCAGCAUCCAACGGCGCUUCCACCCCUUGGGAGAGCAAGAUGAGGACCGUUGGUAUGAACGGAUACCCGUCCUUUUCUACCCAGAACCAAGGCUUCUUCACACGACACAUGCGCCGGAUAUCAAGCAGCCUACCGCGGUUCAACAACCAGAGUCCAUAUGUCGAGAAGGAGAAGGACAAACUGGGGCGAGGAUCAUGGGCGGCACAGAAGGUUCCCCUCGUGGGAAGGAUACGGAACAUUUUCGCGCGCAUGGGCAGGAAGAUGAAGCUGCGCCUGCUGAUCCUGCUCCUCUUCACACUCGCGAUGACCAUCUUCUACAACACUCCUCUCGUCUACCACUGGCGAAGACACUUUGGUGGAGGCCAAAAGUAUGUCAUUAUCUUGGCCGCCAAUAUCGGAGGAGGUGUCAUGGAGUGGAAGGGGGCCCGUGAAUGGGCUAUUGAGCGAGACAGUGUACGGAACAAGAAGAAGUACGCCAACCGAUGGGGAUAUGAUCUUGAGAUCGUAGACAUGAGCACCAAGAAGCGAUAUGCACACGAAUGGCGCGAGAGCUGGGAGAAGGUCGACUUUGUGCGCUCCGCCUUCCGCAAGUAUCCAAAGGCUGAAUGGGUUUGGUGGCUCGACUUGAAUACCUACGUCAUGGAACUAUCUUAUCCCUUACAGAACCAUAUCUUCAACGACAUAAGCAAACACGUCUACCGCGACAUCAACGAGUACAACCCUCUGAACAUUAGCCACCCUUUCACCGAUCCUUACCUGGACGAGGAGUCCCGAAGCCCGAUUGGCGAUGGAAAGGCUGAAUCGGUCAACCUGAUCCUCUCCCAGGACUGCUCUGGUUUCAACCUCGGCUCCUUCUUCGUAAAGAGAGGCAAUUGGGCUGAUCGCAUGCUGGAUGUCUGGUGGGAUCCCGUCGCCUACGAGCAGAAGCACAUGGAAUGGGAACACAAGGAGCAGGACGCUCUGGAGCAGCUCUACAAAACGCAGCCCUGGAUCCGCAAACACACGGCCUUCCUCCCUCAGCGCAUGAUCAACGCUUUUCCGCCAGGCGCUUGCUCCGAGAACGGGAACGACACUCGUAUCCACUACGACCAGAAGGACCGAGACUUCCUCGUCAACAUGGCCGGCUGCGAAUGGGGUCGCGAUUGCUGGGGUGAGAUGUACAACUACCGCGAGCUCAGCUAUUAUCUGAACCGCAAUCCGUGGGAACGUUUCAAGGAGGAUCUCAUUGCUGUCAUCUGGGAGAAGAUCACCGGCCAAAAGGUCAAGCUCUGA
Colletotrichum lupini is the source of this 2376-nucleotide messenger RNA. Its product is annotated as galactosyl transferase GMA12/MNN10 family protein. Gene Ontology annotation, biological process: protein N-linked glycosylation. The transcript has 8 exons. The coding region runs from base 1 to 2376 and encodes 791 amino acids. Gene Ontology annotation, molecular function: glycosyltransferase activity. The record is from RefSeq and is a predicted model, not a curated record. Lineage: Eukaryota; Fungi; Ascomycota; Sordariomycetes; Glomerellales; Glomerellaceae. Gene Ontology annotation, cellular component: Golgi membrane.